Leptopilina boulardi is the source of this 1850-nucleotide messenger RNA. RefSeq names its product neurotrimin-like. Gene Ontology annotation, cellular component: neuron projection. The coding region runs from base 47 to 1432 and encodes 461 amino acids. The record is from RefSeq and is a predicted model, not a curated record. NCBI's taxonomy places the organism in Eukaryota, Metazoa, Arthropoda, Insecta, Hymenoptera, Figitidae. The transcript has 10 exons.
UCGGGAUGCCGCGACGUGUCGAGUUCUCUCGUACUUUAGUUCCGCUAUGAUCAGUGAACGUGUUUAUAACCUCAACCUCCAACGGGAGAAGAGGAUCUCGUUUGGGAUUUUCUUCAUUCUCUUCUAUUGCUCUUUUGUGCUUUCUCAAACGCCUCCAGCUUCUUCCGAGGGACCUGCCUUCAGCGAGCCAAUAUCAAACGUGACGGUUCCUGUGGGAAGAGAGGCUGUUCUAGUUUGCGUCGUCGAAAAUCUCUCCGUCUACAAGGUUGCGUGGCUACGAGUAAAUACGCAGACAAUUUUAACGAUAGCCAGUCACGUGAUCACCAAAAACCAUAGAAUUGGAGUAACACAAACCGAUCAUAGAACAUGGUAUUUGCACAUACGGGAGGUUCGUCCAGCGGACCAGGGAGAUUACAUGUGCCAGAUAAAUACAGAUCCUAUGAAAAGUCAGAUUGGCUAUUUGAAUGUUGUGGUUCCACCGGAUAUCCUGGACUAUCCGACAAGUACAGAUUUGGUGGUGAGAGAAGGUAGCAAUGUAACUUUGAGAUGUGCUGCUUCUGGUUCUCCAGCUCCUAAUAUCACUUGGAGACGUGAGUCUAGCACGACACCAAUUGGAACUAAUACAGUAUCAAUCUCUGAAUUCAACAUAACGAAAGUUAAUCGAUUACACAUGGGCCCCUACCUCUGCAUAGCGUCUAAUGGCAUACCACCUACGGUCAGCAAGAGAAUAAUGCUCGUUGUUCAUUUUCCACCUAUGAUUGUGAUACCAAAUCAAUUAGUUGGUGUUCAAAUUGGUCAACAAAUUACAUUGGAGUGUAUCUCUGAAGCUUUUCCAAGGUCACUCAACUACUGGACGAAAGAAAAUAACGAAAGCAUUGAAAAGGGUAACAAUUCCAUACCAUCUAUAGUGGCCAGUCUAGAGAAUGGAUACAGUGUGAGCAUGAAGCUUACAAUAAAAGAAGUGGAUGAGUACGACUUUCAAACAUACAAAUGUGUUUCCAAGAACUCACUAGGGAGUACGGAUGGAGCCAUCAAGCUCUAUGAAAUACCAAGAACGACAACACCAUCAACAACAACGACAACAAGUACAACUACAACAACCACUACAAGUGCUCCAAAAGCAGUUACUAGAAUAGAAAAAAAACAAAGAAUGAGACAAAAGCCAAUACCCACUGUUCUACCAAGUUCAAAUGAAGUAGCCGAGUUGCAAGCUGCAGCGAAGAGCAGAGAUCGAGGACUUCAACUUCGAGGCUCACCUAAUGAUCAAGCAACUAACAAUGCCAGGGAAAUAACUAGUGGAGGUUUUGGAAAUGGUUCUCGAUUAGAUAAUUCGGGACCUUCAAUAUUUCCAAAUAAUUUAUUAUUUUUGCUCACACAAAAAUAUAGUGUUCAACUUGCUCUUGUUACUUUAUUAUUAACACUUUUGUCGUAGUUGAUGUUAUGUUAAAUAAUUUUCACUGAUCAUGUAAAAAUUGAUUCAUAAAUUAUACAACAGUUGAUUUUUACUUUUAGAGGGAUGAAAAAUUUCUAUUGAUUUUGAGGAAUUCUGUUUUUUUUUUAAUGGAUUUAAAAAAAAUUGGCAUACACCAUUUCUACCGUAAAAUUGAUUAUUCUUUCAAAAUCUGCGCUUGAAUUAUAAUAUAAUAUAAAAAUUAUAAUAAUAAAUUUCAGCUUCAGAAUUUGAAAAAGCAAUAAAUUUUACGUUAGAAAUAAUACAUGGGUACUGUUUUACAUAAGAUUUCUCAUAUUUUAUGAAUCGAUUUUUCACUGAUUAAACGUUAUUAGUCUCAUAAGAAUGAUUGUUUUAAUUAAAUAAAAACAAACAAUGUUAUGAGAAUGAAUUUUUUUGG